GCGAUCCUCCCCUCCCCCGCAUCGCGUGUUGCCCGCCGUGACUCCCGCCGGCGUGAUGGCCAUGCUUGCCCUCAGCCGUGACUCCCGCCGCCGUGAUUCUAGGACCCGCCAUCAGCUCCUUCCUACCGCGAUUUCAGCAGUCAGAUGCAUGGUUGCAACUCUCCAUGGAAGGCGACAUCCUCCCCUAAACCUCGCCCCGGCUCUCUCCAUGGAAGGCGACAUCCUCCCCUCGCCACCUCCCCCGACCCCGUCGUGCCUUGCAUCCAGGCCACCGCGCGCACCACCCCUCCCCCUCGACUGGUUGCAACUCUGUACCAGGCUAUACCAGCAGCAGCAGAGCAAAGAGACAACAUGCUUGAGACUUGAGAGAGGAAAGUGACCGGGGUGCCGCUCCGGCCAGGUCAAGGUGGUGAAGGAAGUGGGUGCGAAGGAAGUUGGGGCUCGCGUUCGGAAAGCUUUUCAGCCUCUCUUCGCCAAGAAGGAGAUUCCGAUUUUUGGCGCCCACACGCAUGUUGUACAAUGGCUUGUUCGUUCUGGUACGCAUGGAUUUGAUUGAGUUCGGUUAGUCGGCUCCUAUUUUAGACUCAGUUAAUUGGUUUGUUCAUUUGGUGAUGAUUUUGGAGCCAGUUGCAGUAUCUUAUUCUUGCGGUUUCGGAAUGUAAUCCAGCUCUGAUUCAAGAUUUAUUAGGCUGGAGAGAUUAUUUCUCGCUUUGAGAAGACAAAGUUUUUGUUGAAAUGCUAAAAACUUUUCCAGUGCACCAAAGACUUGGGUCAGGCACCAUCAGAAAACCACAUGGCUCGGCAACCUUGGAGCAAUAAUGGUCAUAGAAAUUCCCCUUCAAAUUCAUUAGAUGGAGGAGUUCCUGGACCCAUGCCUCUGCUCCCUUUCCAGGACGAACUUGCAGUUGGUUGUUAAGAGAUUUGUAGAAUUGCUGCUAAUAAUACUCUUGUGCUAGAGGAUAUUUUGGGCCUUAGGCAAGAAUUAGCUGUCAUUGAAGACGAGAUCCAUAUACUUGCCAAACAAACCAUUCCUAGACUUCGUGUUGAUAAUGAAAUGGAAUACAGGGAUAUUAUCCAGGGAGGCAUGAAGUUAGAGGAACAUAUGCAUGCUCUUAAACUUAUCAAGGAAGAAGUGUUGGUCCUAAGUUCUGAAAAGAUGGAGUUGGAAGCUUUGUGCAAAGAGCUAUUUGUGAAGGUUCAGUCAUUGUACAGGGAGCUGGAGCAGAUCCAAUCCGAGAACAAGCAGAUACCUGCUAUAAGAGAAGGGUUGCAUGAUAUACAAGAGGAGAUUUCGAGGGCCAGGAUGGCAUACGAGCAUGAGAAACGUGCAAAAGUUGAGCUUCUUGAGGAGAGUCAGGCCAUAGAGAGUGAUUUUAUCAACAUAAAAAUAGAAGCACAGAGAUUACGGACAGAGCUGGAGAAGCGGAGGUCUGGUGUGUUCAAGCAUCAUGCAUUUGGCUCAUACUAUAAAAAGAUAGAGCAUGGCAUUGCAUCCUCCAACUGGUAGGUGGGUGUCACAAAGCGUAGCUAAGGGUUUGGUGUCUAUCAGAGAAAUUAGUCGAACUCAGGAGUCAAGACCAAAUGCGUUUGUCUUUCGGAUGAGCAGCUGAUAGUUAUUUGCGAACACAUUGCUAUUACUAUAUCUCAUUAUUAAGUAGGAGUACAAAUUGGACGAUUGAAAGAAGAAUAUUAUCAAUUUGGUCUUUAUUGUACUCCUACUUAUUUUUUUCUCUCGAGAAGUACUCCUACUUAUUUUUAAUGGAUGUUUUAUGUCUUAUUAUCCACUUCUA
This is a messenger RNA of Zea mays, 1790 nucleotides long. RefSeq names its product protein FLX-like 2. The record is from RefSeq and is a predicted model, not a curated record. Bases 1055 to 1507 code for a protein of 150 amino acids. NCBI's taxonomy places the organism in Eukaryota, Viridiplantae, Streptophyta, Magnoliopsida, Poales, Poaceae. The transcript has 5 exons.